This is a messenger RNA of Megalops cyprinoides (Indo-Pacific tarpon), 1334 nucleotides long. RefSeq names its product solute carrier family 35 member F4. NCBI's taxonomy places the organism in Eukaryota, Metazoa, Chordata, Actinopteri, Elopiformes, Megalopidae. The record is from RefSeq and is a predicted model, not a curated record. The transcript is spliced from 7 exons. The coding region runs from base 1 to 1272 and encodes 423 amino acids.
AUGAGCAAACUGACAGCCAAGGUGUCUCCAUCCCCCUGCAGCAGCCCACAGACCCUCGCACCUCCCGCGCCGGCAGGCGAGGCAGUACAGGAGGGGGGCGCCCUCUCGGAGACGGCCGGUGCGGAGAGCGGGGGCCGGGGUGUGACGGGGUGCUGCGCUCGGUGUCCGCUGGCGGGCGUGCGUCGGGUGGCGUGGGGUGUGGUGCUGGCAGGUGGCAUCGCCCUGUCCUGGGCAGGCGGGACCCACAGCGCCAGGCAGGUCCUACAAACACUCCACGCCCCAUUCUUCAUCACCUGGUUCUGCAGCAUCUGGAACCUUCUCAUCUUUCCCUUGUACUACCUGGGACAUCUAGUGGGGGCGGACCAGAGGCAGUGGCCAAUGACACGGUUCAGGCAGUGCAGCGAGGCCCUGGGGUCAGAGGGCAUGACCUUGCGUGCUGUGCUGCGAGGCUCCGCCCCCUUCUCCGUGCUCUGGAGCCUCUCCACCUACCUGUACCUGCUGGCUCUGUGUCGCAUCCCCGCGGGGGACGCCAGCGCCGUCCUCUGCUGCAGCCAGGCCUUCUGCUUCCUGCUGUCCUGGAUCGGCCUGCGCGAGAGGUUCAUGGGCGUGAGGAUUGUGGCAGCCAUCCUGUCCAUCACUGGAAUCGUCAUGAUGGCCUAUGCCGACGGUUUCCACAGCGACUCCAUCACCGGGGUGGCACUUGGGGUCGGCUCUGCUUCAACCUCGGCCCUCUACAAGGUGCUGCUGAAGAGGCGUGUGGGGCAGGUGCGGCCUGGCGUGGCCAGCGUGCUGCUGUCCUGUGUGGGGCUGUGUGGGAGUGUGCUGCACUCCUGGCUCUGUGUGCUGCUCUACCUCACGCACGUGGAGUACUGGCCCACCACCCAGCACGUGCCCUGGGACUGGCUGUGUGUGCUGGCCUCUCUGCUGCUCGCUUUCAACAUGCUGGUGAAUUUGGGGAGUGUCCUCACAUACCCCACCCUCAUCUCUUUAGGUGUCCUGCUGAGCGUUCCAGCUAGUACAGCUGUAGAUUUCUACCUGACUGCAGCCGCCCAGCUCAGCCAGGUCAGAGUGGCAGCAGCUGGAAUCAUCGGGGCCGGGUACCUGCUGCUGCAGCUGCCGGAGCACUGGGAUGAGAGCGCCCUCCGGUGGCUGGGAGGACUGUGGCACGGCGGCUGGCGGGAGGACGGAGCGUCCGGGGAGGAUGCUGCCAGCGAGGCGGGGGCGACCGCUCGGGCCAAGCCCAAACCGGCGGGCGUGGCAGCACUGCCAUGACGGGAGGAGCUGUGCGGAGCUGCAGAGUCUGAAACGAGCUCCCAAACUCAGAACGCUCUGAC